AUGGCCACACGAGUGGGGAGUAAGAGUAUUUGUGGUUUUUUGACUCUGCUUCAGGCUUGGAUAUAUGAGUACUUUCCACUCAUCCGCCCGAGCCAGAUUCUCCAAGCUCCAGAUGAUCCUCGUGCUUCCUCGUGGGUGUGUCACCGCUUUGCAGGUGGUGAUGAUGCUAGAAAGCGCUUGGUACGGUAUCGACAGAUGUUGGAUGAUAUGUCAGGGGAGGAUGUGUCUUGGACUCCUUACGGGCGAGAUGCUGGCACAGAGGUACUACGCUAUUUGUAUACUGGUGUCAUUCGCUUUGCUGACCUUGCUGAGGUUAUGAUCCUGCACGGUGUCGCGACAGUUUGGGUACCAACAGACUAUCCCCCGUACGAUGAUGGUUCCCAAGGAUGUGUACCGCCCAACUUCUUGCAGCACCUACAUCGUUUUCUGGGAGGGUAG
Molecule: messenger RNA, 438 nt
Organism: Linum tenue
Lineage: Eukaryota; Viridiplantae; Streptophyta; Magnoliopsida; Malpighiales; Linaceae
Source: the annotation of a GenBank genome assembly